This is a messenger RNA of Meloidogyne enterolobii, 894 nucleotides long. The record is from the annotation of a GenBank genome assembly. NCBI's taxonomy places the organism in Eukaryota, Metazoa, Nematoda, Chromadorea, Rhabditida, Meloidogynidae.
AAAAUGGCCAAUUUAGACGCUGAUUCACUUUACAGCAUUAAAGCUAUAUUAAUUUUGGAUCAAGAUGGAAAACGUAUUUUGGGCAAAUAUUAUGACAAACAAAUACUUGCCACAGAAAAGGAGCAAUCUGCAUUUGAAAAAAAUCUUUUUCAAAAAACACACAAGGCUAACGCAGAAAUAAUUCUUUUUGACGGCUUUAUUUGUGUUUAUCGUUCAAAUGUCGAUUUAUUUUUUUAUGUUAUUGGAAGUUGUAAUGAAAAUGAAUUAAUUUUGCAAAGCGUUUUAAAUUGUUUUUAUGAGGCUUUCUCUAUUGUUUUACGCAAAAAUGUUGAGAAGAAGGUUCUUUUUGAUCAUAUUGAUUUGGCUUUUCUUGUCUUGGAUGAAAUUUGUGAUGACGGAGUAAUUCUAGAGACGGAUGCUCAAGCUGUAGUUGCCCGUUGUGCUUUUAAACCUGAUGAAAUUGGUUUUGGAGAGCAAACAAUCUCUCAAGUUGGAAUGUCUCUUUUGGGGUCUGCAAAGGAUCAAUUUAAAUGGUCAUUGCUUAAAUGAUGUGGUGAUUAGCGAAGAAAUAAAUUUUGUGUGUCAAAUUCUGGGUUUGUGUAAAAUUGUUGAAAUAUAUUUAAAAUAUAAAGGUUUUUAAUUUUUAUUAAAUUUUUAUUAAAUUUUAGGUCAAAAAUAGGGUCGUGGGUUCGACCCCGCUCGGGGAAAAUAUUUUUUGUUUUUGUCUAUUUUCAUGGGUUUGCUUAUUUUUCAAUAUUUUUUAAGUUAUUUUAAAUUAAUUUUUGGUUUUAUGGACCUUUUGAGGUCUUUUGCCAGUUUAGGCAUUUUGUCGUUUUUUGACAUUUGGGCGUUUUGUCGGCUGAAUUUUUUUGAAUAUUUUGAAUUCAUUCUUUU